Messenger RNA from Drosophila busckii, 1292 nucleotides. RefSeq names its product G protein alpha q subunit. The coding region runs from base 119 to 1180 and encodes 353 amino acids. Gene Ontology annotation, biological process: adenylate cyclase-modulating G protein-coupled receptor signaling pathway. Lineage: Eukaryota; Metazoa; Arthropoda; Insecta; Diptera; Drosophilidae. Gene Ontology annotation, cellular component: heterotrimeric G-protein complex. The transcript has 8 exons. The record is from RefSeq and is a predicted model, not a curated record. Gene Ontology annotation, molecular function: guanyl nucleotide binding; GTPase activity; G-protein beta/gamma-subunit complex binding.
GCAAACAACGAUAUAGCAUCGUUAACUUACAGGCAUUUAAACGGAUUAUACAGGAUAAAUAAGAAAUAUAUAUAUUUUUUUAAACAAGCUAAAGAUACACCUAAUAACAUAAUCAACCAUGGAGUGCUUAUUAUCUGAAGAGGCCAAGGAGCAAAAACGUAUUAAUCAGGAAAUUGAAAAACAGUUGCGUCGCGAUAAAAGAGAUGCGCGUCGUGAACUUAAAUUGCUGCUAUUGGGUACUGGCGAGUCUGGCAAAUCUACUUUCAUCAAACAAAUGCGCAUUAUUCACGGCAGUGGUUAUUCGGACGAUGACAAACGUGGCUAUAUCAAGCUCGUCUUUCAAAACAUAUUUAUGGCCAUGCAGUCGAUGAUUAAAGCCAUGGAUAUGCUUAAAAUUGAGUAUGGUGCUCCGGAAGUUAGAGAAGCUGGUGAACUCAUUAUGAGUAUUGAUUAUGAGUCUGUUUCCACAUUGGAGGAUCCUUACUUAAGUGGCAUCAAAAAUCUUUGGGCUGAUGCUGGCAUACAGGAAUGCUACGAUCGUCGAAGAGAAUAUCAAUUGACAGAUUCAGCUAAAUAUUACCUUAGCGACAUGGAGCGCAUUGAGCAGGCGGACUAUUUGCCCACUGAGCAGGACAUUUUGCGUGCUCGUGUGCCCACAACUGGCAUACUCGAGUAUCCAUUUGACUUGGAUGGCAUUGUAUUCAGAAUGGUGGACGUGGGCGGUCAGCGCUCGGAGAGACGAAAAUGGAUUCAUUGUUUUGAGAAUGUCACAUCGAUUAUAUUCUUGGUGGCGCUAUCUGAAUACGAUCAGAUCUUGUUUGAAUCUGACAAUGAGAACCGCAUGGAGGAAUCGAAAGCCUUAUUCUGUACCAUUAUUACAUAUCCUUGGUUCCAGAAUUCAUCAAUUAUUCUUUUCUUGAAUAAGAAGGAUUUACUAGAGGAGAAAAUUAUGAUUUCGCAUAUGGUCGAUUAUUUUCCAGAAUUUGAUGGUCCCAAGCAAGAUCAUGCUGCUGCCAAACAAUUUGUUUUAAAGAAAUAUCUUGCCUGUAAUCCUGAUCCAGAAAGACAGUGCUAUUCGCAUUUCACAACAGCCACAGAUACUGAAAACAUUAAGCUUGUGUUCUGCGCUGUCAAAGAUACAAUUAUGCAAAAUGCACUUAAGGAAUUCAAUUUGGGUUAGAUGCGCACGCUUUUUAUGAUAACACUUCAGAUGCAGUUAGUUGAAUUGCCAGUCUAUGAUCUAUGUACUAUAUGUAAUACAAUUGAAAUAAAACUUAAACGUUAUUCAGUAA